AUGAACGCGUGGGACAGUCCAUUGGGUGACGCAGAUGUUGCUGAAGUUCCUGGAAUCGGACCCACAUAUGCAACAGCGCUCAGAGCGAGAGGAUUUGAUAAGGUAUGGGCACCUCUGUUAGUACACUAUCAAAAUUGUGUAUCAAGAUGACU
Cylicostephanus goldi is the source of this 152-nucleotide messenger RNA. NCBI's taxonomy places the organism in Eukaryota, Metazoa, Nematoda, Chromadorea, Rhabditida, Strongylidae. The record is from the annotation of a GenBank genome assembly.